AUGACACUUAACCAAGUCCACGAGAAACUGCUGGAGUUUGAUCAAUCAGCAGAUCAGAGCCUCGCAUACUCGAUGAAGUGGCUGAAGAAGAAGCUCCAAGGAAAAUACCAUGACACACUGUAUUUCACGUCACAGGAGAGGAGGGCAGAUGUGCUGUGUUUCAGAGACAGGACCAGCAACAUUCUGCGAGAGCAUCAUGCUAAUAUCCAGUUUGGAGAUGAGAAGACUCAGAUCAUUAAGACAGCCCUAAAGUUCCUUUGCAACGACAUCGCUACUAUGGAUCUAGAUCCAAAGUUUUACCCCACUGUACACACUAUGACUGAUAUUUCUAGUCAGCUGGCACUUGUUCCUGAGAGCCUUCAGAUGUUCCUACGACCGAUAGUGAAGACAGACGAAAGAGUAGCGGUUUGGGGACAAAACUUCGUAAAGGCUUAUCGGCCUAGGUCAGGGGUAUUGCCAUACCAGAUGGGUCUUGCCAUACAACUCGAUCACAGAUUUGGAUCAAAGUGGAUGCUCAAUAAGUUCCACCGGUUGGGGUGUACUGAGUCUUAUGCAGAGACACAGAGUUACAAAUAUUGCUACCUCAAUGAGAAGAAUGGAGUAGGCAUCUCUGGUGCUUCUGGUGCUCUUGGUACCAUCACUGAAGAAACUGAUAAUCAAAUAGAUGAUGAGGUACAGGUUGACGUCGAACUUGAAGAUCUCUCAGUUGCUGUGACAGCUGAUGAAUGUGGAAUACAAAGUGACGAUCUGGGGGUCUCUAUGGAGGCUGAGGAAACAAGCUCAGUUGGUGCAGUCACUCAGUUUGUUGGAGACAAUGUAGAUUUGAACAUUGUUUCUAUUUACGGGAACACUCCUUUUCAUUCAAUGAGUUUAAUAAAAGUCACCUCUCCAGCGCCACAUUCGGGAGAUGAUCGGACGAAAACAGCUAUCAAUAGGGUGAAGUUGAAGACACUCGACAAGGCUAAGAUCCUCAAGGCUGCUGAAGUUAAGAUUCUUCCAUUUACGAUCAGGAAACAGACAGGGAUAGACGCCAUCACGUUUCUUUCUAUUGCUGACCUCGCCUCCUCCGUGGCACAAGAGCAGUCACUCCUCUCUCCAGGAGAUACACUCUGGACAGCAGGGUGGGCAAUCAAAGGUAAAGAUCCCGAAUUCCAGCACUCCAACUGGAAUGGCUGGAUGAGGAGAAUCCAUGCAGAUGAUGCCAAGGAGAGCACACAUGUAGACUUGCUCCCGGUCAUCGAAGGUGACCCUAAUGACCACAGGACCAUCUUCACCACUCUCAAAGAGUGCAUGAGGCUUUCCGGAGACGAAGUUGCCAUAGUGACCUUCAAUCUCCCCAUCUGGCUCAAGGCUGUGGAUAUCAUUAAGCAGGCAAAUCUUCCAAUCAUUCCAAGGUGAUGGCACUGAGUGUGCGAGAGGGAGGGAAUUCAUCGUUAAGUUAGGCAAAUGUUAGAUUAAGAUAUGUUACAUAAAUGUUAAUCAAUUUUGGUAUUAUCAACUGUAGGUGUAAAAGUUUUUUAUGCAUUGUACUAAUUUAAUAAUUUUUGGUGUACAAAUUUUAAGUGUCAACACCCAGUAUCCUACAGGCACGAAAUCGAGCAUUAAAAAACUGAGAAUCGGCUAUCAUAUAGUUUUUUUCCAAGUCUAAGUAUCGAUUGAAUUAUGUAAUUAUAACUAUUUAUAUGAUUUUUCUAUUCUUGUCCAUCAGGUUGGGUGGAUUUCACCUGCUAAAGUCCUACCUCGGAUCUUUAGGUAAGAUCGUGGAGGAUUCUGGACUUCUAGAGUUGAUUCAGCUGAUUUAUCCGGGAAGUACGACGGCCGAUCACAUCCUGUCGGGAGGGUGUUUUGACAAGGCGAUCCGUGCUCACCUCCUGAUAGAUGCAGCCCUCUGUCAGCACGUCAUGAAAAACGCCUUCACUGAUGAAGAGCUUGAUAAAAUGAGGACCUUUAUGGAAGAGGUAGCUGAUGGGAAGAUGGGAGCCUGUCACACAGCGCCAAUAGUUGCAGCGUUUGAGCAGAGGUUUCAAGAAACUUUCAAAAAACUCGCCGAUGGAGGAAGAACACCUGCUUUCUGGGUGCAGUACCACUACAUGGUCGAUGUCCUCAAGAUCUUCAUCAGAACUGAACGGCUUGCAGACAUCGACGGGCACCUGUGCUGCAUUGUAACCAGGAUGCUGGACAUCUUUGCCGCUGCCGGGCAUCAUCAAUAA
This is a messenger RNA of Paramuricea clavata, 2210 nucleotides long. NCBI's taxonomy places the organism in Eukaryota, Metazoa, Cnidaria, Anthozoa, Malacalcyonacea, Plexauridae. The record is from the annotation of a GenBank genome assembly.